Lagopus muta (rock ptarmigan) is the source of this 3352-nucleotide messenger RNA. Its product is annotated as arylsulfatase D-like. The transcript is spliced from 11 exons. Gene Ontology annotation, molecular function: arylsulfatase activity. The coding region runs from base 1442 to 3232 and encodes 596 amino acids. Lineage: Eukaryota; Metazoa; Chordata; Aves; Galliformes; Phasianidae. The record is from RefSeq and is a predicted model, not a curated record.
UCCUUCGUGCCUCCUAGGCUUUUGAGGAUUUGGGGCUGAGGGGCAGGCUAUCUGCUUUCUUUAUUGCUCUUUCAAGAGGUGUCGUGGUUUUGCAGUGUCAAAACAAGUGCAGUUUGCCUCCUGAUUGCUUCUGUGUGAUGCACGCUGCUCCAGCUGUGGGACUCCUUUUGCUGCUCCCUAUAGUUUGUUUGCAUGCUCCCUUCCUGCCUCCAGUCCUCUGCCUUCCUGUGUUGAUGUUCUCUCAGCUGCAAAUACAGUGUGUGUGUGCUACAGGGGGCAGCCCAAAGCCAGGAGGUACUCUGAAGCACUGUCAACCGUAAAGCAUAGGUGAUUCCCCCUCUUUUAUGAUGUUGGCCCUUGACAUCAUGGCUGCUAUGGCUGAACUUGCCCACCAACAUCCCAUUACAUGUUGGCCUCGAGUUGUGCCAGGGGAGGUUUAGGUUGGAUAUCAGGAAACAAUCCUUUAUAGAAAGGGUUGUUAAGCACUGGAAUAGGCUCCCCAGGGAGGUGGUUGGGUCACCAUCCCUGGAUGUACUUGAAAACCUUGAAUGUACUUGAAAAUGUGGUGCUCAGGGACAUGAUUUAGCAGAAGGUUGUUAGAGUUAGUGUAGUUUGGUUAGGUUGUGAUUGGACUUGAUGAUCUUUAAGGCCUUUUCCAACUUGACCAAUUGUAUGAUUCUAAGCUGUUGCCAAACAAGAGAUGUCAGCAGAGGGGCAGACUGGCACAGAGCUGUGACAUGAAAGUGGGGUGAAGCAAAAGUGUAGAAUUGAGUACUGGUACAGUUGUUUCCCUGCUCUGUCUGCUCCUAGGCCAUUGCCUGCUGCUCUCCUGAGCAUCCAGCUGCCUGGAAGCUGUGCAAAGAAGUGAGGCAAAGCAGAACAGCACAUUGCAUGUGGCAUGUGUCUCUUAUAGAGCCACAAUGCAUGAUGCAGUUCACAUUCUACAUUCUGAUAUACCUCUGAGUGUGAUUAACCUGUUGUGUAGUAUGUCAUUACAGAAGGCAGAAAGCAAGCAGUUAUUCUCACCUGAUGGUUAAGCAGUAGAAUCCCUCUAACAUCUUUAAGGAGGAGGUGUUUCUUUCAGCUCUCUUGAGCUGCAAGGGUGUGUGGUAGCGGCCCCUCCAGUCUGGAGAUGGCGAAGGUAUAUGAGAUAUAAUUUACUUUGAUCAGUGAGUGUUUGUGGUCAUGGGCAGAUAUUUUUGAUGUGGCAGUUUGUCCUUUUUCUUCUCUAUUGUAUUUUAUGAAGGAUAGACUUCAAUCUAGGAAUAUAUUCAACAUGUGAAAUAUUCAGAGGCUGGAGGAACUGCCUGGAGCCAAGAUGCAGUGAGGGAGGAAGGACUGAUUUUCUCACAGUUCUGGGCUUUCAGCUUGCUGUAGUCAAAGCUAAAGAAAAGUGGAGUGUGACAAGGUGCCUAGAAAAAGGAUCACUGCCUACCAGGAGAUGAUUGCAGUCCUACCUUGCACAGCCAUUGCUGCCAUUCUAUUCAGGAGGCACUUCCUAAUGGCGCUGAUUUCAUGUUUAUUCUGGAAUACAUUUGGCUUUAGUACAGCUGUGGGCUCUAAACCCAACAUACUUUUGUUUCUGGCUGAUGAUCUCGGCAUUGGAGAUGUAGGAUGUUAUGGGAACAAUACCAUAAGGACCCCAAACAUUGACCGCCUGGCAAGAGAAGGAGUGAAGCUUACUCAGCACAUUGCUGCAGCUCCGCUCUGCACUCCAAGCAGAGCAGCUUUUCUCACUGGCAGAUACCCCAUCAGAUCAGGAAUGGCUUCCAGCAAUCAAUACCGAGCACUGCAGUGGAAUGCUGGGUCAGGAGGGCUCCCUGAAAAUGAAACAACUUUUGCCAGACUUCUACAGCAACAAGGCUAUACCACUGGGCUGAUAGGAAAGUGGCAUCAAGGUGUAAACUGUGAAUCCUUCAAUGAUCAUUGUCACCAUCCCCUAAAUCAUGGGUUUGACUACUUUUAUGGCAUGCCUUUUACACUUAUAAGCAACUGUCAAGAAAACAAGCCUCCAGAUAUGGAUGUAGCCCUUCAAGACAAGCUUUGGCUUUACAGUCAGAUAAUUGCCCUUGCUGUUCUUACUCUUGCUGCUGGAAGACUGACUGGUUUGGUUUCCAUCCGCUGGAAGAUAAUUGCCUGUUUCACGUUGGCGGGCUGCCUUUUCUUCAUUUCUUGGUACUCCAGUUAUGGAUUUGUGCAGCGUUGGAACUGCAUCCUAAUGAGGAACCAUGAUAUCACUGAGCAGCCAAUGAGAUUAGAGAGGACUGCUUCCCUCAUGCUGAAGGAGGCAAUGUCAUUUAUCAAAAGAAACAGACAUGGACCAUUCCUUCUCUUUGUUUCCUUUCUUCAUGUUCACACACCUCUCUACACCACAGUGAAAUUUCUUGGGAAAAGCCAUCACGGUUUGUAUGGAGACAAUGUAGAAGAAAUGGACUGGAUGGUGGGCAAAAUUUUAGAUUUGCUUGACAAGGAAGGUCUGAAAAAUCAUACAUUUACAUACUUUGCCUCUGAUCAUGGAGGACACUUGGAAGCUCAGAAUGGUUCUACCCAGAUGGGUGGCUGGAAUGGCAUUUAUAAAGGUGGAAAAGGCAUGGGAGGUUGGGAAGGAGGGAUCCGUGUGCCAGGAAUAUUCAGGUGGCCAGGAGUGUUACCUGCAGGCAUUGUUAUCAAUGAACCUACGAGUCUGAUGGAUAUUUUUCCCACGGUUGUUCAUCUGGCUGGAGGAAUAUUGCCUCAGGACAGGGUAAUCGACGGACGAAACUUGAUGCCUUUACUCCAAGGAAGAAGUCAAAAGUCAGAGCAUAAGUUUCUCUUUCACUAUUGUGGAUCCUACUUGCAUGCAGUGCGAUGGCACCAAAAGGACAGUGGAGCUGUCUGGAAGGCUCAUUAUGUGACCCCAGUCUUUCAUCCAGCUGGGGCUGGGGCUUGUUAUGGAAAAAGAAUUUGCCCAUGUUUUGGGGAAGGUGUGACCCAUCAUGAUCCUCCACUACUGUUUGACCUCUCACGAGACCCUUCUGAGUCCCAGCCUCUGUCAGCUGACACCGAGCCCCUCUUUGACACUGUAAUAGAGCGGAUUGGGAGAGCCAUUGAAGAGCACCGCAGGACACUGACUGCAGUCCCACAGCAGCUCUCCAGGUACAACAUCAUCUGGAAGCCAUGGCUGCAGCCCUGUUGUGGGAUGUUCCCGUUUUGUUGGUGUGAUAAAGAAGGUGAAAACACACAGAGUUUGUGAGAUGGAUGACUGCUAUCAUGUCCUUUGGCACUGAGUCCUUUGCUGACCAAGCGUUCAGAAAAUAAUCAUGUCCUUUGUCUUGCAAGCCAAGUGAAUGAAAAUAAAGUAAUUUUGAGUUGA